Molecule: messenger RNA, 315 nt
Organism: Stomoxys calcitrans (stable fly)
Lineage: Eukaryota; Metazoa; Arthropoda; Insecta; Diptera; Muscidae
Product: cuticle protein 16.5-like
Exons: 2
Coding region: 1-315 (104 amino acids)
Source: RefSeq, a predicted model, not a curated record
AUGUUUAAGUUUAUCUUUGUUGCCUUGGCCUUCGUUGCCUGUGUUGCCGCCGCUCCUGGUUAUGUGGGUGGUCUGGGCCAUGGUUAUUUGGGAGGUCAUGCCAUUGCUGCAGCUCCUGCCGUCUCGUAUGCUCAUUCCUAUGCCGCUCCAGCCAUCACUAAAAUUGCUGCGGCUCCUGCAAUCUCUUAUGCUGCUCCUGUGGCUAAAGUCGGCUAUGCUGCUCCUGCUCUAGGCUUGGGUUAUGGUCAUGGUUUAGCCUAUGGUGGUUUGGGCUACACUCAUGGUCUUGGCUUGGGUUAUGGUCAUGUUUGGUAA